AUGGAUUUCAUAGUACCAUUUCCUGAUAUAGCUCGAUUUCUUGAUAUGGAUGGUGGUAAAAAUACUGAAUUUUCUACAACUCAAGACACAAAUGUGUAUUAUGAUUACUUAUGCAGCAUUUCACAAGAUGCUGAGAAAGUCACCAAUUUUUUUAAUACAUUUCUGGAAGAAUAUGGAGAAUUGCCAUCAUUCGAUAUAUUUGAAACAUGUGAUAAAACAAGCGCAACCCACAAGAGGAGAAGAAGAUCCUUAAGAGAAUCAUGCGAAUCAAUCAAACACAAUCCUCAAGAUAUAGCCUAUUCCUGGAAGAACAAAGUAAUUAAGGACGAAAUAUAA
This is a messenger RNA of Didymodactylos carnosus, 336 nucleotides long. Lineage: Eukaryota; Metazoa; Rotifera; Eurotatoria; Philodinida; Philodinidae. The record is from the annotation of a GenBank genome assembly.